Messenger RNA from Photinus pyralis (common eastern firefly), 1682 nucleotides. Its product is annotated as innexin inx3. NCBI's taxonomy places the organism in Eukaryota, Metazoa, Arthropoda, Insecta, Coleoptera, Lampyridae. Gene Ontology annotation, molecular function: gap junction channel activity. The transcript has 6 exons. Gene Ontology annotation, biological process: phototransduction. The coding region runs from base 192 to 1364 and encodes 390 amino acids. Gene Ontology annotation, cellular component: gap junction; plasma membrane. The record is from RefSeq and is a predicted model, not a curated record.
AAGGUAUGUGGCAGUCAUACAAAGCUGGUUUUACAAGCUGCACCGUACAAAAUGUUAUGAAAGAAGUAAAAAUUCGGAUUAUUUAUAAUUGUUUAAUUCAAUUUGUGAUAUUUUAUUAGUGGGUGACGUUUUUUUUUGUUUUAUUUCAAAACAUUCGUUUCGGAUUAACGUCGUUAACAUAAGAUAACAAAAUGAGUAUACUGGGAAUGGUCUCUGCCGUAGCGGGCUUUGUGAAAGUCCGCUACCUUGUUGAUAGAGCAAUUAUCGACAACAUGGUCUUUCGUGCACACUACAGAAUCACUUCGGCGCUGCUAUUCGUUUCCUGUAUUAUAAUAACCGCAAAUAAUUUAAUCGGUGAUCCAAUACAAUGCAUAAACGAUGGAGGGGUAGCAACACACGUCAUUAACACAUACUGUUGGAUUACGCAUACCUUCACACUGCCGCACGAACAGGGACGGGUGGGUUACCAUGUGGCUCACCCCGGAUUGGGUAACGAGAAUCAGGAGAAGCGUUACCACAGCUACUACCAGUGGGUGCCAUUCGUCCUAUUCUUCCAGGGUGUUCUCUUCUAUUUGCCACACUGGGUGUGGAAGAACUGGGAAGAAGGCAAAGUUAGAAUGAUUUCCGAGGGAAUGCGUGGUGCAAUGGUGGGCGGCAGAGAAGAACGAGUAGGGCGCCAAUCUCGCCUAGUCCAGUACCUAGUGGAAACUAUACACAUGCACAACUCCUACGCGUUCGGAUACUUCUUCUGCGAGGCUCUCAACUUUGUGAACGUGCUCGUCAACAUCUUCGCAACAGACAAGUUCCUAGGGGGUACCUUCUUGGAAUACGGCACACAGGUGGUAGCAUUCUCAAAUCAAAACCAAGAAAACCGGACCGAUCCCAUGGUCGCCGUCUUCCCUCGUGUUACAAAGUGCACAUUCCACAAAUACGGCCCAUCGGGAUCAAUACAAAAACACGACGCCUUAUGCGUGUUAGCCUUAAACAUUCUCAACGAGAAGAUCUACAUUUUCCUCUGGUUCUGGUUCAUCAUCUUAGCUGUACUUAGCGGUGUGGCGCUGAUCUACUCGGCCGCAGUGGUGCUCCUACCCCGGACUCGAGAAGCAAUCUUAAAGAGACGCUUUCGAUUUGGCAGUCAAGAGGCUGUCGACACAAUUAUUAGAAGGACUCAGGUUGGGGACUUCUUGGUGAUACAUUUGUUAGGACAAAAUAUGAAUCUCUUAGUAUUCGGUGAAAUUUUGGACGAAUUAGUUAGACGUAUGAAUUUUGGUAGUAAUAGUAAUUUACCUUCGGCCCCGUCGACGCUCGAAAUGAGUCCCAUUUAUCCAGAAAUAGAAAAAUUUGGAAAGGAAACGGAAACAUAAACCCCCGACAACAUGUGAAAUAUACUACUUAUUAGACGUAGUCGAUUACAAACGAAAAUAAUUAUUUAGAUUUAGUUCCGUUUUCGUUAAUUGCCAUAGAGUUUAGAUCUCUCCAAGUAUUUACUCUUUAUUGUGAUUUUUUACGUGAACAAUUGUGCUUUGCUCAAUUCUAUAACUGCAUUGGUAUUUCAGUACACUCAUCCAUAGUGUAUUUAUUAUUAUGCUUAUAUUUUAUUAUUAUUAAGACUGUAUUUUUUUAAUUGACUUAGGAAACAAUGUAAGUUCGGAGUCUUUCAAAUAAAAAAACAUUUUUGUAAA